Messenger RNA from Mesoplodon densirostris (Blainville's beaked whale), 1473 nucleotides. RefSeq names its product SET and MYND domain containing 1 (gene SMYD1). Lineage: Eukaryota; Metazoa; Chordata; Mammalia; Artiodactyla; Ziphiidae. The transcript is spliced from 10 exons. The record is from RefSeq and is a predicted model, not a curated record. Gene Ontology annotation, cellular component: nucleus. Bases 1 to 1473 code for a protein of 490 amino acids. Gene Ontology annotation, molecular function: protein binding; histone H3K4 methyltransferase activity.
AUGACAAUAGGGGGAAUGGAGAACGUGGAGGUCUUCACUUCUGAGGGCAAAGGCAGGGGUCUGAAGGCCACUAAGGAGUUCUGGGCUGCUGACGUCAUCUUUGCCGAGCGGGCUUAUUCCGCAGUGGUCUUUGACAGCCUUGUGAAUGUUGUGUGCCACACCUGCUUCAAGAGGCAGGAGAAGCUCCAUCGCUGCGGGCAGUGCAAGUUUGCCCAUUACUGUGACCGCACCUGCCAGAAGGAUGCUUGGCUGAACCACAAGAAUGAGUGUUCGGCCAUCAAGAGAUAUGGGAAGGUGCCCAAUGAGAACAUCAGGCUGGCGGCGCGCGUCAUGUGGCGGGUGGAGAGAGAGGGCGGCGGGCUCACCGAGGGCUGCCUGGUCCCCGUGGACGACCUGCAGAACCACGUGGAACACUUCGGGGAGGAGGAGCAGAAAGAGCUGCGGGGGGACGUGGACACUUUCCUGCAGUACUGGCCGCCGCAGAGCCAGCAGUUCAGCAUGCAGUACAUCUCGCGGAUCUUCGGCGUGAUUAACUGCAAUGGUUUCACGCUCAGUGACCAGAGAGGCCUGCAGGCAGUGGGUGUGGGCAUCUUCCCCAACCUGGGCCUGGUGAACCAUGACUGCUGGCCCAACUGCACGGUCAUAUUUAACAACGGCAAUCAUGAGGCAGUGAAAUCCAUGUUUCACACCCAGAUGAGAAUUGAGCUCCGGGCCCUGGGCAAGAUCUCGGAAGGGGAGGAGCUGACCGUGUCCUAUAUCGACUUCCUUAACACCAGCGAAGAACGCAAGAAGCAGCUAAAGAAGCAGUACUACUUUGACUGCACGUGUGAGCACUGCCAGAAGGGGCUGAAAGACGACCUGUUCCUGGGCGUGAAAGACGACCCGAAGCCCUCUCAGGAGGUGGUGAAGGAGAUGAUACAGUUCUCCAAGGAUACGCUGGAAAAAAUUGACAAGGCUCGCUCUGAGGGUUUGUACCACGAGGUUGUGAAAUUAUGCCGGGAGUGCCUACAGAAGCAGGAGCCGGUGUUUGCUGACACCAACAUCUACACGCUGCGGAUGCUGAGCACCGUUUCCGAGGUCCUCUCCUACCUGCAGGCCUUUGAGGAGGCCUCACACUACGCCAGGAGGAUGGUGGAUGGCUAUAUGAAGCUGUAUCACCCCAACAAUGCCCAGCUGGGCAUGGCCAUCAUGCGGGCAGGGCUGACCAACUGGCAUGCUGGCCACAUUGAGGUGGGGCACAGCAUGAUCUGCAAAGCCUACGCCAUUCUCCUGGUGACACACGGACCCUCCCACCCCAUCACCAAGGACUUAGAGGCCAUGCGGAUACAGACGGAGAUGGAGCUGCGCAUGUUCCGCCAGAACGAGUUCAUGUACCACAAGAUGCGCGAGGCCGCCCUGAACAACCAGCCCAUGCAGGUCUUGGCUGAACCCAGCAAUGAGCCGGCGCCGGCUCUGUUCCACAAGAAGCAAUGA